Messenger RNA from Arachis ipaensis, 1924 nucleotides. RefSeq lists its product as uncharacterized. NCBI's taxonomy places the organism in Eukaryota, Viridiplantae, Streptophyta, Magnoliopsida, Fabales, Fabaceae. The record is from RefSeq and is a predicted model, not a curated record. Gene Ontology annotation, cellular component: chloroplast envelope.
CUCCCCCUCACCUCCUCACCUCACUCUGUCACUCACCGAGCCACCGCCGCCCGCCGUCGUCUUCUUCGUCUCACCGCCGGACACCCAUUCUGAAGUCUGAAGGAACAGAACAGACCCGCGGCUCCGCUUCGUCCCUGUCUGUCAUCACCGUCGCCGUUGCCUCGCCGUUGCCUCGCCGUUGCCGCGCCGUCGCCGUUGCCAUCGUCUUGGUCUUCUGCUGUGUCAAACAGGGGAAGAAGGAUAAUCCAGAAUUGUGAAAUGGCGAAGAAGGGGAAGAAGCAGCUGAUGACGUCAGCGCCAUGGAGGGGCGACGACAACAACACUGAAUCAGAAUUCCAAGAUGCUAAGCUCAAAGUCACUACCCAGCCCGGUAAUGGCACUUCCACCAUGCACGUUCCUCGCUCCAAGUCCAACCACCAGCAUCACCACGACGGCGACGAUUCCAUCGAGAUUGACCCUGAGCUUCGCUACAGUUUCCAGCGCAAUUUUCAGUUUCUGCAACGGGUUUUUAGCAUCGACACUCUGGUGAAACCUCUUCCUCCUGCCAAGGCAUACGAUGUCUCUCGCAACUUGACCUUCUUCACCCGCAUCUUCACACAAUUCUUUGAUCCUGAAGGUAUUGCAAAUGCCCAGAAAUCAUUGGGCAUAGGACGGGAAGAGAAAGCUCGCAAUGUUCGCUGAAGAACUCUUAUCAAUGUUAUGUUUGUUAAUAUUUUGAAAAAGAAUUUUACAUUCUAGAUAAUAUUUUAAAUUCUAAAUUUCAUAUUUUGAAAAAGAAUUUUACAUUCUAGUCCUCUUUGAUGCUUGUUUGCAUUUUUUUCUGGUCCCCUUUUUUUUAUAACUAUUUUGUUCUUCUUUCAGAGGAACUUUUCAUUUUUUGGUUACUAAUAGGAUUCAAUCUUCAUUAAGUUCAUAGUACUGUACACCUCAUAGUUUAAAGUGUAAAAGUACAGAACAAUUUGUGCUCAGUGUACAAUUAUAAUUUAAUUGGACACUCAAACAUGGUAACCGUGUUAGAAAUAUUUGAUAUAAAAUGUGUUCAUUAUAAGGUGUAAUUAAUAGUGUAACUAAGGAGUGGAAAAAUUGGAUGAUUUUAUAGAAACAGAGGAAAGUGAAAUAAAGAGGGAAGGAAUGAGGAAGAGAGUGAGUCACAUGGGGUGGGGUAGCUUAUAGUCUUUGAUUGUAAAAUUUUUCUUAAUAGUUAAUUUAUAAAAUUUAAAUAUGAGCUAAGAUUUUUGGAAGCUUAAUAGUCUUUGAUUUUGAUGUCUAACUACUCAAGAGUUUAAUUUGCUUAAACUGUUUUCAGGAGGAUCAAUAAUAACAGUCUUAAUGGUGAAUUGCCAGAAUCAUUGGCUAAUAUGACACAACUUGCUUUUCUGUAAUAUUCAUUGAACUUUUUCUUUUGUUUCUUUUUGUGUAUUAAUAAUUCUGUUUUUGAAGUUUUCUCUUAUUCUAAUUAUGGUUAUCUGGUUUUUGUGAUUAUCAAUUUCAAUGACUUGUCCUACAACAACAUCAGUGGCCCUAUACCAAGAAUUUUAGCUAAAUCCUUCAAGUAAUAAAUCUCUUUUCCUUGAUUAUAUGGUGCAUUUGUUUCUAAUAGGCUUCAAGAAACCAAAAAUUCAGUAUUAACACAAGAGAAUGUUAAAGACCGGCACAAAGAAGAGUUUUGCCUCAUGUCAUCAAUUUCACUUGGCUAAUUACUUCUUGGAGGACAUGGAUGAUGUUCAUUCUACUCUCAAUUUCAUUGAGGAAGGGAAUCAAAUAAGAACCAAGGAGAGUUGUGGCAAAUGCAGGGUUGGAUUCAAGAACCCUAUGAAGGAAGCAAGAAAUGGAAUAUCUACAUGCAAGAAGCUGCUAAAGGUGUUGAAUAUUCUGAAAGAUAGGCUUGCCUUUUUUUUUUCGUGUCUAUAAGACACUAAUCAAU